AUGGCAAAUGUGAACGCUAUCCCUGGGUAUCUUACCGUUUCAUUCCCGAACUUGCCAAGUGAAAUCAAGGAUUAUAUCUCUUCUGUUCUAAAGGAAAACGUCGACGAAAUCUUAACUCUUGAUGACGUCAUUGCUGCUGUUGGAGACCAUCUUCAGAGUUACGUCAAAGAGCUAUGUAGCGACGGGUUGAAUCGGACUUGCUUGCAAUUACUACGACUUCUUCACGGAGAAAUUCACGUUUUCAUGAACCUUCCAAAAGUCGAAGAGCAUGGAGUGACAACAAAGAAAUUAGAACAAGCUGUAGAUAUGGCCGCGGAACGUCACAAUUUUGCUGAAAUGGAAAGCAUUUGGAAGCUACAAACGAGGGAUGCUCCUACGUCAGUCGACAAAAAGAAGUUAGGAAAAGCUGAAAAUCGUGCGGCUCAGAAAGCUGAACAGCGUGGAGCAGAACCUGUUGUACGGAAAAAGAGACCGGAAUCUACAGCAACUGCAUCUCAGGCUCCAAUAAGGGAUCCAGGAGUUCGUGGCGCAAAUGUGAAGGACGUGAAGCUGGAAAGCAUUGAUAUCUCGAUAGGUACAAAGCAACUAUUAUCGUCCGCUGAUUUGACUAUGGCAUAUGGUCGCCGUUAUGGUCUCGUUGGAAGAAAUGGAAUAGGGAAAACGACGCUUCUAAAGAUGAUUUCUAGUGAACAGCUGCGUAUUCCAUCAGGCAUCAGUUUGCUUGCUGUAGAACAAGAAGUUGAAGGAGACGAUGUUCGAGUGAUAGAUGCUGUUCUAGCUUCUGACAAGCGACGUCAAGCAAUGAUCGAGGAGGAGAAGGUUUUGCAGACUAGGCUAAAUAAGGAGAAUUUGACUGAAGCAGAGAAAAGCAAGUGGAACGAGGAGCUGUCAAAGCUAUACGUUGCGAUGGAGAACUUUCAGCUGGAUAAGGCACCAGCUCGAGCCGCUUCUAUAUUAUACGGUCUGGGAUUUACGCCUGAUGAACAGAAGAAACCAACGAAAGAGUUUUCUGGCGGUUGGCGGAUGCGCGUCGCCCUUGCCCGUGCUCUUUUCAUCAAACCGGACCUACUUCUUUUGGAUGAACCCACCAAUAUGUUAGAUAUGAGAGCAGUUUAUUGGUUGGAAGGUCAUCUUCAGCAAUGGGAAGGCACCAUCUUAACUGUUUCUCAUGAUCGGAAGUUCCUUAACGAAAUUUGUACGGAUAUUAUACAUUUGCAUACAAGGCGACUUGACCAUUACAGAGGGAACUACGAUACCUUUGAGAAGACAAUGAAGGAGAAACUUACUCAACAGCAGCGAGAAUACGAAGCUCAGCAAACUCUACGCCAACACACGCAAGAGUUCAUCGACAAGUUUCGAUACAACGCGAAACGUGCCGCGAUGGUGCAGAGUAGGAUCAAGAUGCUUGAGAAACUACCUGUGUUGCGAGCAGUUGAACUUGAUUCGGAUAUAACGUUCAAGUUUGCUGAAUGCGAAGUGCUGAACAAUCCGGUUUUGCAGUUGGACGACAUGUCCUUCAGAUACAAUGAAGACGCUCCAUUUCUGUUCCGAAAGUUGAACCUUGGUACACACGCAAAUUCUCGAAUAUGCAUAGUUGGUGAAAAUGGAUCAGGAAAGACAACACUUUUGAAAUUGUUACUCGGUGAACUUAACCCAACGGUGGGUCUGCGUAAUGUAAAUCGACGUAUAAGAAUAGGUUAUUUUACUCAACAUCAUGUUGAUCAACUCGAUAUGGAUAUGACCGCUAUUGAAGUCCUCGCCCAUAACUAUCCAGGUAUGUGCACUGGAAUUUUUGCGCUAAAUUCAUCAAGAAUGUUAUCCCUUCUAAUAAUUCCAUUUCUUUCAUCCGAGUUUUUUUCCUGUCAUCCAUCAUUCUCAACAGUCUUCGGAAUUUGCGCGUGGGUUCGGCCAUUGAUCGACGAAAUUUGGUCCUCUUGA
Angiostrongylus costaricensis is the source of this 1938-nucleotide messenger RNA. The record is from the annotation of a GenBank genome assembly. Lineage: Eukaryota; Metazoa; Nematoda; Chromadorea; Rhabditida; Metastrongylidae.